Molecule: messenger RNA, 2152 nt
Organism: Ictalurus punctatus (channel catfish)
Lineage: Eukaryota; Metazoa; Chordata; Actinopteri; Siluriformes; Ictaluridae
Gene: gpr143
Product: G protein-coupled receptor 143
Exons: 9
Coding region: 258-1493 (411 amino acids)
Biological process (GO): melanosome organization; G protein-coupled receptor signaling pathway; cell surface receptor signaling pathway
Cellular component (GO): plasma membrane; melanosome membrane
Molecular function (GO): L-DOPA receptor activity; dopamine binding; L-DOPA binding
Source: RefSeq, a predicted model, not a curated record
UUUUCUGCGAGAGACUAAAUGAAUGAACGGACAGAGCGAUGGACGUCUCUCCUCUCGUCUCUCUUUUAGUACAAAUCAAAAGGAAUCAGUUGUAAAGUAACUGGAACUAGAUUUCGUCAGAACGUUUUGUUUUGGUUUCUAAACGUGGAGACUUGCAGCUUUCCUCACACACACACACACACACACACACACACACACACACACACACACACACACACACGCACACACACAGUCACAUAUUUGUACAAGCAGAAAGCAUGGCUUCUCCUCGCCUCGAGACGUUCUGCUGUCCGAAUCGUGAUGCUGCGACGGAUUUUAUCGUCACCUUCCAGCCUGUUUUUUUCUCCACUAUGUGUGCAGGAAGCGCCGGAUUGAGCGUGAUCUUCUCUCUCCUGCAGAUUCUUCCUAAAAGGAGAGGAUACAGGCGAAUCGGGACAUACCCGCUCCCAAAACCAGCCUCUUCCUCCAGGAUUCUGUUCAUCAUAAGUGUGUGUGACAUACUAGGAUGCGUGGGAAUAAUCGCAAGAUCGUCAGUUUGGCUCGGCGUUCCCAGCAUCAUCGAGGAGAUUUCACUCACUAACACCAGUAACGUGUGGCCUGAAGUGUUCUGCGUGGGCAGCGCUAUGUGGAUCCAGCUGUUCUUCAGUGCCUCGUUCUGGUGGAUGUUCUGCUACGCGGUGGACGCAUUUCUGGUGGUCAAACGAUCAGCUGGAACCAGCACCAUUGUUCUGUACCAUAUGAUCACGUGGGGUUUGGCGGUGCUGUUGUGUGUGGAAGGUGUAGCGAUGCUUUAUUACCCCUCCCUCUCAAGUUGUGAAAAAGGCCUUCAGCACGCCAUCCCUCACUACGUUACCACUUACGCGCCCAUGCUGUUGGUGCUUUUAGUCAAUCCAAUCCUGUUCACACGCACUGUCAAAGCUGUUACAUCACUACUGAAAGGACGUCAAGGAAUUUACACAGAAAACGAGAGACGUUUAGGAGCAGAAAUCAAAAUACGCUUCUUCAAAAUGCUCCUGGUCUUCUUUAUCUGCUGGCUUCCCAACCUGAUUAACGAGAGUUUGUUAUUUUACCUGGAAAUGCAACCUGACGUUCAAGCGGCUGAGAUAAAAAACGUUCGUAAUGCGGCGCUCAUCACUUGGUUUAUUAUGGGCAUUCUGAACCCCAUGCAGGCCUUCCUUAACACACUGGCUUUCCACGGCUGGACAGGAUUAGACAUCGACCUGAGUCUGCAGAGGCGCCGUGAGCUAACCUGGGACUCGGCCUCCACCUCCAUUGCGACGACUGGAGGUUACAAUCCCAUGAUGACGUCUACGCUUCUCUACCAGAGCCAUGUCCAGGAUGGGAAAACGUUGACGGGGAACGGACACCAACUUCCGUCUGAUGCAGUCAGCAUCCUGUCUGAAAGUUCCGGCUCUAGUACACUUGAAAUCCACAUAUCGAGUGAACUUGGAGGUGUAGAGGAAGCUGGAGCAGGAGCGGUGGAGGAGAUGUAGGAGACCAGUCUCUUCCAGUACAUUCUGUAAAACUCUACAGAAGGUGGAGAACGUGUGGAGAACGUGUGGAGAACGUGUGGAGAACGUGUGGAGAACUCGUCCUUCUCCUGGAGCAGUGCUUCUGCAUAUACAGUAGAUAUAAUAUAAUAACCUUUUGGGACAAACGAUCUGUUCAUUCUGAAUAAUCUACACCUCUACUACAGUACUCUUCUUAUUCUUAUUCCCUAUACAUGCUCCCUACACAGGAGGGUUAUACUGUACAUACCAUUCCAGCUGUUAUGAUCGGGUGAAUGUGAUGUGUGGAUGUACAGUGACAAAAAUGGGUCAAAUCAAACAAGUGGGACAUUUUAUUGUGUGAGUUCAAUGAAAUAUUAAGGACCAAACGUGUGAAUUAAAUGGUUAAGUAAACCUUAUUUCUCCACUAGGUGGAGCUAGAGACACAUCAGGAAGAAACACGCUGCAGAAAGCAAAGGCUUCUGUUCCCCAGAUGACCUUCUGAUUACAUAAAAUUCCAAUAAACAAACAAGUAAAUAAACAAACAAAAACAGUUUGAAAACCGAAUACAAUUAAAAAUAUUUUAUUAUUUUAUAUGGAUUUUAUACACAUGUAACACCACAAUACAAGAUACAGCAGAAUAACAAUAAAACACACAACCGUCA